AUGAAAAAAGAGAAUACAAAUAGUAAAAAUGAAUUACAUUCGAAUCGUUCAUUUUAUAUUCCAAAACGUAUUAUUGUUGCUUUAUUAACAUCAUUUGGUUUACUUGUUUCAACUUUUAUUCAAACAAAUUUUGCAAUAACAAACUCAUUAAUUUUAAAUCCACAUGAUUCAAAAGAUAUUCCUAUUGAUGAUGAUGAUCAAUUAGCAACGAAGACUCCAAAAGUAAAUUGGACAUCAGUUGAAUUAGGAUAUCUUAAUUCGAUAUUUUAUCUUGGAUAUUUAUUAGCACACAUUCCAUCGGGUUUUCUUGUUCAUAAAUUAUCAGCAAUAAAAAUAUUUUUAUUUCCAUUAUUAUUAUUAUUAAUAUUAAAUUUAUUUAUGCCUCUAUCAAUAAGUGUAAUAACAUCAACAUACAAAUUGAAUUAUUAUAUAACAGGUUUUGUUCGAUUAAUUCAAGGACUUUGUGCAGGUUGUGCUUUUCCAGCAUCACAUGGUAUUCUUGCUAAUUGGUGUCCACCCAGUGAACGUGGAAGAAUGGGUGGUUUUAUUUAUACAGGUCUUUAUGCGGGACCAGUCGUUGGAUUUUUCUUCGGUGGAUUUAUAGCUAAAUAUGCAGGACAUUAUUCAAUUUAUUAUGCAUCAGCUAUUCUUGGCUUAAUAUGGUCUUUAGCAUUUGUUUUUCUUGUCUAUGAAAAACCGAGUGAACAUCCAACAAUAUCUGAAGAAGAACUUAUUUAUAUUGAAAAAAGUAUAGCUGCUGUUCAAUCAUUAUAUGAUAAAAAAGAAACACGUUCAAUGGAUAAAGUUCCAUGGAAAGCAAUAUUAAUAUCAUUACCUGUUUGGGCCAUUUGCUUAGCACAUUUUGCACGUGGUUGGACAUUUUAUUUAUUAUUAACAAAUCAACCAGCUUUUUUAAAUGCAUUUGGUUUUGGUGUUACAGAAAAUGGGACGCUUGGCUCAGUACCACAUAUUAUGACAGUUAUUGUAGCUUUAUCAAGUGGAUUUAUUGCCGAUAAUAUGCGUUUAAAUUUAUUAUGGUCAACAGCAAAUGUUAGAAAAAUCAUGACUUGUACAGGAUAUAUAAUAGAAGGUACAUGUCUUAUUAUAAUGUGUCAGGUAACAAACCCAUAUAUUGGAAUAGCAUUGCUUUCUAUUGGUGUUGGUUCAAGUGGUUUAAUGGUAUCUGGAUGGCAUCUAAAUCAUCAAGAUUUAGCUCCACGAUAUGCAUCAGUUUUAGCUGGUUUCACUGCAGUUAUUGGUACAUCGGCUGGAAUAAUUAGUCCUAUCGUUGCUGGAAUUCUUACUAAAGAACAGGAUUUAAUCGGAUGGCGUCGUGUAUUUACGAUUACUUCUCUUGUUCUUUUUGUAGCUUCUUUAUUCUAUAUGAUAUUUGCAUCGGGUGAAUUACAAUCAUGGGCAACACAAACUCAAUCUGAACAAAAAAUAAGAUUGAAUUCAGAGAAAUUACCACCUUCACUUGGUUCAUUUCAAUAUAAUGUUCAAGAAGGAAGUUAUUCUAGAAACCAAGAUAAAAAUAAUCAACAAUCAGUUAUUAAUGGCAACCAUUAA
Rotaria socialis is the source of this 1569-nucleotide messenger RNA. The record is from the annotation of a GenBank genome assembly. Lineage: Eukaryota; Metazoa; Rotifera; Eurotatoria; Philodinida; Philodinidae.